UAGCUACGACCUACGUCCUUCCUAAUGGUACGAAAUCAAGAAAUUACCCAAAGAGAAACCUGCGCGUGAUACCGUCGAUUGCAACAUUACUUUGGUUCACGGUGCCAAAUCAACGUUGAUGUCAGCAAAACAAGAAUAUUGUUGCGCUUGUUACAACAAUUAUUAUUGUUUGUAAACGUCUGUUUGAAAGCAGUUCUUUUGUUAUACAUUAUUUGGUACCUAUUUACUUGGUUGUCUGUGAUAUAGUGAGCUGUGUUAAUAAUAAUUGCUAGAAUGGGAGUUGAAAUGACCAAUUGCUGCGGCUUCAGCCUCAAGCAUGGAACAAUAAUAAUUGGAGUGGUUCAAAGCAUAGUAGCAUUUAUGUUUUUGGUAUUAGCAGCAGCGUAUGCUGACAAUCCACACGAAUUAAUUGACAUAUCGGAUCCCUCCAUCGUUCCAGAUUUGACAGUAUUAAAAACCGUACUCAUAAUAAUAGCAGUAGGAAGUGCGCUUCAAUGUUUAUUUUCCAUUUUGCUGAUUUUUGCUGCUGAAACGAAUCGUCCCAGACUAUUGAUGCCAUGGCUGUUAUUGAACCCAGCAGCCCUUUUCGUUUACAUAGUGACAACUCUGAUUGCUAUUGUUUAUCACACUGGAACGAAUAAUACUAUUUUUAUUGUUGGACAUUUGUUAUUUGGAUUUCUAGUUACACUGAUUGUCUGUUUCAAGAUUCUUUGCGUCUGGAACUUCUACAAGCACCAGAGGAGUUUAAAUUUCUAACAGUAAUGUACUGUUAUAUCAAGAAACUCGCACUUUGUAGUGAUAUGUUGACAAUUAUUUAAGA
Molecule: messenger RNA, 820 nt
Organism: Psylliodes chrysocephalus
Lineage: Eukaryota; Metazoa; Arthropoda; Insecta; Coleoptera; Chrysomelidae
Source: the annotation of a GenBank genome assembly